GUUAAAUACAUGUAUAUUUAGUUUGCGUUUUAGUGUUACGAUCAGUAAAACUGGUGAAACACUUUUCAAGUGGCAUUUGAGUGGAACUUAUAGUAUUCACUUUUAAUUGUAUUUAACAUAUAUUAUAAUAAUUAAUAUUCAGAAUAAUAACCAGAGAUAUGACGAGCGGAAAGGUAGACAUCAAUGGUUGGCCCGUUUGGUACGAAAAGUUUGGUACGGGUUCUGAAGUACUACUCUUAAUACCAGGUGCUAUCGGCACCGGGAGGAGUGAUUUUUUGCCCCAAUUGGAGGGCGAUCACGCUUUUGAUCAAGAAAAAUAUACGCUCGUAUGCAUAGAGCUUCCCGGUUGGGGCCGAUCCCGACCUCCUGAGAGAAAGUACGACAAAAAUGUCUACAAUAACGACGCGGACGUGGCUUUCAAAUUAAUGGAUUCAUUGGGUUACAAAUCAUUUUCUGUGAUCGGUUUCUCGGAGGGCGGAAAAGUUGGUAUACAUAUGUGCCUUAAAAAUCAGCCCCGCGUUAAAGGACUCGUCCUGAUCUCCAUCUUCGUGAAGAUAACGCCCCAAACUGUGGCCCCGACUCUGGCCACGCAGAACACCAGUCUUUGGCCCCAAGAGGUGCGCGACAACUAUGUGCCCGUUUAUGGCGAUGAGGUGCAGGCCAUGUGGGACGGGUAUAUCAACUUUUGCAAAGUAUAUGCCGCUGCCUUUCCCAACGGAUACGUCACUAAUAAGCUCCAGAAUAUCAUGUGUCCGGUCCUACUAUUUCACGGCGAUAUGGACCCGUUGUGUAGUUUGGAUCAUCCGUUACACGUGGAGAAAAACGUGCAAUACUGUCAAUUACAUAGAUUUAAAAGGGGUGCCCAUAACUGCCAUCACAAAUAUCCGGCUGAAUUUAUGAGAGUAACCGAACACUUUCUCAAAGAUUGCAAUGACUUUCGAUAA
Molecule: messenger RNA, 944 nt
Organism: Medioppia subpectinata
Lineage: Eukaryota; Metazoa; Arthropoda; Arachnida; Sarcoptiformes; Oppiidae
Source: the annotation of a GenBank genome assembly